Messenger RNA from Petromyzon marinus (sea lamprey), 4675 nucleotides. RefSeq names its product histone deacetylase 4-like. Gene Ontology annotation, biological process: negative regulation of transcription by RNA polymerase II. Lineage: Eukaryota; Metazoa; Chordata; Hyperoartia; Petromyzontiformes; Petromyzontidae. Gene Ontology annotation, molecular function: histone deacetylase activity. The record is from RefSeq and is a predicted model, not a curated record.
CAUCAAACUCGUGGGGGUGGGGGGGGGGUGAUUGGGGGUCGCUGGGUGCGGAGCGCGGAGCAGCAAUCGCCGCUCGGCGCCACCGCUCCCAACCACCGCUUGCCGCCCCCCCCGGCUGCAAAAUAUAAUUUCGGGGAAACAAAGGGUAAGCAGUCGUAAACUGUAGUCCCGGCAUCAUCGUUGCCUCGCCAGCCUUGGCAGGGUGAGGAAGAACAGGUUCCAUUUGGCAAUUGAAUCCCUGGGGGUGAGGGACGUUGAAUUAUCGCGCCCUCCGGUUUUGAGUCCGUGCCUCCCUGCUCUCGGAAGGGGGGGGGGGGGUUGGGUGAUGGGGGAGUCACGCACAUUUACAGGAAUUCACAUUCGCGCUGCAUCACGAAGGAGACGUCACGGCGAUGCACUCCCUCGCUGCUCCUGACGCGCGUUGUCUCCGCUGCAUCCACAUCGGCCGUACGAAAGGAGGAGGAGGAGAAGAUGAUGAUGAUGAUGAGUGCGCUUGGUUAAUCGAGAGCGGUUGCAGGGAGAGGCGACUUCACAGGCGCGCGCGGUCGGUUAACAACGCCUGACGGGUCGGUUGCGGUUCGCUCCUGCUGCCGCUUUCGUAAAUUGACGAAUUUACAAUCGGCGCCGGGAAAACGAUGAGCAAUUCCACGCUUGACGCAUGGAGGUGAGCCAGUCCCUGUCCACGCAACCCAACCUCGGUCUCCGCGCCCUCUCCUCCAUGCCGGGCGUCGGGGGGGUCCUCGCCUCCGCGGGGGGCAGCAGCGGCGAAACCGGGAUGGGCGGCGGCGGUAGCGGUGCCAUCGUCAUCAUCGGUGCCGAGCUGCCCUCCUCGGCGGCAUCUUCGCCACCCCAGCAGCAGCAGCAGCAGCAGGCGCAGCCCGCGACCCCGGGUGGCCUCCCGCACGAGCAGGACCUGCAGCACGAGCUGCAGGCGCUCAAGCAGCAGCAGCAGAUCCAGAAGCAGCUGCUGCUCGCCGAGUUCCACAAGCAGCAGGAGCAACUCGCGCGGCAGCACGAGGCGCAGCUGCAGGAGCACAUCAAGGUGGGCGCCAGGCAGCAGCAGCAGAUGAUGGCGCUGAAGCGGCAGAGGGAGAUGCUGGAGGCUCAGCGGAAGAUGGAGGCGGCGCGUGAGGCCGAGCUGCAGGAGAAGCAGCGGCGUGAGCAGCACCUGCAAGCGCUCAAGUACAAGGAGAAGGGCAAAGAGAGCGCCGUCGCGAGCUCGGAGGUGAAACAGCGCCUGCAGGAGUUUGUGCUCAACAAGCGGCAGCGCGGCCCCACCAUCACCCCCAGCACGGGCGCCAUCAACCACACGCUGCCGCACAACCAGCGCCUGUGGCUCGCCGUGGCACAGCACGGCUCUUUUGAGAACAGCUCACGGCCGGGCGGCGUCACCCAGCUGUGCCAGCACCCCGACAUCGGCAACUACGAGUCCAAGGACGACUUCCCGCUGAGAAAAACCGCGUCCGAGCCGAACCUCAAGCUGCGCUGCCGACUCAAGCAGAAGGUGGCGGAGAGGCGGAGUAGCCCCCUGCUGCGGCGCAAGGACGGCACCGUCGUCACCACACUCAAGAAGAGGCCCAUGGACGUCACAGGCCCCACGGUGUGCAACAGUGCGCCGGGCUCAGGGCCCAGCUCCCCCAACAACAGCUCCAACAACAUCACGAACGAGAACGGCACCAUGGGCUCCAUCCCCAACAUGCAUGCCGAGCACCCGAUGCUGUCUCCUGAGCGGCUGCUGACGCGCGAUGGCAGCACCCUCACUCAGAUCAACCUCUACACGUCGCCCUCGCUGCCCAACAUCUCGCUGGGGCUACCCGCGACGGGCGCCGCCACUCCGCACAUGGCGGGGAGCCUGGCGGCGCAGCACGAGGCGGAGCGGCACGCCGUACUGGGCAUGCGCGGUGGCGCCGCCGGCGCUCAGUUCGUGGGCAGCGUCCCCUUCCUGCCACGCCACGAUGGCAACGCGGGCGCCGCCACCCUGCAGCAGCAGAUCCUCCUGCUGGAGCAGGCGCGCCUCGCCGGUCUCGGCGGCGUGACGCCCCACCCGCAGUCGCCGCUGGCGCUGGGCGGCUCGCCCACGCUGCGCCGCACGCCGGCCAAGAUGGGGCGGCACCAGCCGCUGGGGCGCACGCAGUCGGCGCCGCUGCCGCAGAGCCCCCAGGCCCUGCAGCAGCUCGUGCUGCAGCAGCAGCACAAGCAGUUCCAGGAGAAGCAGAAGCAGCUGCACCUCAACCAGCUGCUGCUGUCGAAGGCGGGCGAGCCGGUGCGCCAGCACGAGGCGCACCCCGAGGAGACGGAGGAGGAGCUGCGCGAGCAGCAGGCCAUGAUGCAGGAGGAGGAGGGGGCGGCCGUCGCCGACGAGGUCCGCGUCAAGCGGGAGCCCGCGGACAGCGACGACGACGACGAGGACGAGGACGAGGACGACGAGGUGCGCGAGGGCUCGCCCCUCGGCGGGGGAGACGGCGCUACCGCCGCCGGGGGGUUCGGCGAGCAGCAGCAGCAGCAGCAGCAGCAGCGGCGGCAGGAGCAGCAGCGGCAGUUCCACGCGGCACUCUUGCAGCAGCACGCCGCCCUCAUCGGCCUGCCCCCCCCGCACCCGCAGCAGUCGCUGGUGCUGGAGCAGCAGCAGCUGCACCAGCUGCGCAUGUACCACGCGGCGGGGAUGCCCGCGUGCGCCCACGCGCCAGGGCACCGGCCGCUGUCGCGAGCGCAGUCGUCCCCGGCCUCGGCCACCUUCCCCUUGCCGGCGCCGCCGCCCGAAGCGCCCGUCAAGCACCGCUUCACGACCGGCCUGGUGUACGACACGCUCAUGCAGAAGCACCAGUGCACGUGCGGCAACAACACCAACCACCCCGAACACGCCGGGCGCAUCCAGAGCAUCUGGUCACGCCUGCAGGAGACCGGCCUCGCCAACAAGUGCGAGCGCGUGAGGCCCCGCAAGGCGACGCCUGAAGAGAUCCGCACGGUCCACUCGGAGCAGCACGCGCUCCUCUACGGCACCAGCCUCUUCAACCCCCCCAAGAUCGAGCCCAAGAAGAUGCACGGAUCCCUGCCUCAGAAGGUCCUUGUGAUGCUGCCGUGCGGCGGCCUGGGGGUGGACAGCGACACCAUCUGGAACGAGCUACACUCGUCGGGCGCGGCACGCAUGGCGGCCGGCUGCGUCACCGAGCUGGCGUACAAGGUGGCGGCCAGGGAGCUCAAGAAUGGGUUCGCGGUGGUGAGGCCUCCCGGGCACCAUGCCGAGGAGUCGAUCGCCAUGGGAUUCUGUUUCUUCAACUCGGUGGCGAUCGCUGCCCGCGUGCUGCAGCAGAAGCUCAACGUGAAGAGGGUGCUCAUCGUCGACUGGGACGUCCAUCACGGAAACGGAACGCAGCAAGCGUUUUACAGCGAUCCCAGCGUCCUCUACGUCUCCCUGCAUCGGCACGACGAUGGCAACUUCUUCCCCGGCAGCGGAGCCGCUGACGAGGUGGGCGUUGGCGCGGGCGAGGGCUUCAACGUGAACAUCGCGUGGACGGGCGGCCUCAACCCUCCCAUGGGGGACGCCGAUUACCUAGCGGCGUUCAGGUUGCUCGUCAUGCCCAUCGCGAACGAGUUCUCCCCGGACGUGGUGCUCGUGUCCGCCGGCUUCGACGCCGUCGAGGGCCACCCAGCGCCGCUCGGCGGGUACAACGUCACCGCCAAAUGCUUCGGCUAUCUGACGCAGCAGCUGAUGACGCUGGCGGGCGGCCGCGUGGUGCUGUCACUGGAGGGGGGGCACGACCUCACGGCGAUCUGCGACGCGUCCGAGGCCUGCGUCUACAGCCUGCUGGGCAGCGAGAUGGAGCCUCUGUCCCAGGAGGUCGUUCAGAAGAGACCGAACCCAAACGCCGUGGCGUCGCUCGAACGCGUCAUCCAGAUUCAGAGCAAGUACUGGCGCUGCCUGCAGAGGCUGGCGCCCACGGUGGGGUUGUCGUUGCUGGAGGCGCAGAAGCACGAGAAGGAGGAGACGGAGACGGUGACCGCCAUGGCCUCUCUCUCCGUGGACGCCACGCAGGCGGCCGCCGACACCGCCGCCGCCGACGACAAGAGGCCGGUGGAGGAGCCCAUGGAAGAGGAGUCGGCGGCGAUGUAAGCGAUGGACCCCGGUGCGUUUGGAUUGUGGCCGGCACGGCUCGCUCCACAGAGCGUUUGGCAGCGCCAUCCCAACCCUCCCCGCCACUCCUCCCCACCCCCUGCUGACGGGAGGGGUCAGGCGAUCUUCGGAAACGAUGGGCGGGGGGGGGGGGCUGGGGAGAUGACCCGGAGACUCGAAACGGCGUGCGUGCGUGCGUGCGCCCGGCCACAGUCGCUCCGUGUGUGUCCGUACGAUGGCGCGGCCGCGUGACGCUGGCGAUUCGGCGAGUUUGAAAACUCCGCGGGCGCGACGUAAUUAUCCCCCCCCCCCCCGGUCGCUCGUGUCUUAGAACCAGUCCGUUGCUCUCUGUUCCUUUCCUCUUAUUGAGAAUUUUGUUGAUUUUUUUUUACACGCCUUCAUAUUUUUCGUUGUAUAGGGUUUCCUUAAUAGGCCGCUUUCUUGAGCUUAAGGGAAGAGUAUGAGUUGUGCGCGGCAAAACGACCGAGACACUUUUUUUUUUCCAUACUGUAUAAAAUCGAGUUUGUUCCUUUUUUUAAAGUUGUUGUUGUUGUUUUUGUUGGG